AUGGCUCCUUGGAGAGGUUAUUAUUGGAAAGAUGCUCGACUAGUUUAUCAAAGACCAGGAGAUAAGGGAAUGAAAACCAAGGAUUUUCACGAGUUUCUUUCUGAAUUUAAUCCCUCCAACAAUGGCAAAAAGAAUUAUUUGAUAAUGGAUAAUCUCUCAGUACAUAAAGCCACUAAAUCAUGUAUAAAGUUAGGAUUGCCAACCAUCGAAGAAUUAUUAAUCAGUAAGAAUAUUGAACCUAUUUACUUGCCCUCUUAUACUCCCGAGUUAAAUCCUGUUGAAAAGUGCUUCAAUAUUAUUAAGAAAUAUGCUGAAAAUAAUCAAUCAAGAGAAAAAGAAUUACUUUCUUUUGUUGGGGAAAAAUUAAAAAUUUUCCAAAAAGAAGAUUUAACUAAAUACUUAGAUAACUCAAUAAAAGAAUGUUUGAUGAAAAAUGAUAAACUUUGCCAAACCCAAAACCCAGAAAGAAUGGUUAGGUGUUUUUUUGGUUCCGAAAUAGACAAAGCAGUUGAGUUGAGCUUACUAAAAUAG
This is a messenger RNA of Entrophospora sp. SA101, 531 nucleotides long. The record is from the annotation of a GenBank genome assembly. Lineage: Eukaryota; Fungi; Glomeromycota; Glomeromycetes; Entrophosporales; Entrophosporaceae.